UUGAGUUACACGGUGUAUAAUGAUCUUGUCAUUGAAACACAAUGAUUAGCUGCAUAUUAAUUUUUAAUACUUCUAAACACAAUUCUUACACACUAAAAAUUAAACAAGGCAGUUGCACAAAUUAUACAAAUUUUCCAAAUGUAACCCAAGACUCCAAAUUUCAAAUUUACCAUAUUUGGUUUAAGUAAGAGAAAGAGAUGAGCAGUCCAGUCCUGGUUGUUGAUGUCAUGUGGCUUCUGCCAUCUUGUCUGCAGCCAGGUUUUCAUGAUCUAAAAUGCCUUAAACCCCACUUUCUCUUAACCAUACUUACAACACAUUGCUUUUUUACAAAUCUUUAACAAUCUAGCAGAUUAAAAUGUACAAAUACACAUUACACAAACACACAUAUGCUAUACAUUUGUCCCAACAUGGUUUUCUCACCAAUUAUAAAGCUUACAUGUCACUAUCUUCUGCCUAAGGCCUGAACUGUGUACACAAAUAAAGCUAAUUAAGUAUUUCAUGUAAAUUAGAAAAGAGGAGAGAAACAGAUAAAGCUGCACCAAGACUCCAUAUAUAGUUUGACCUCCAGGGUACUGCAGACUUUUGUACAGUUCAUGUCCAUAAAACAGAGUCAGGAGGAUGGAAAAGUAUAUUUACAAAGGUACAUCUGACAUGCCAUUAGGCCCCUCCAUUAAUACCUAGAACACCAAGGACCAAUCUCCAAGCCGUCUACUUUCUCGUCAACUUCUCUUCUUCCCUCUGCGCGGCCAGUGGGAGAUUCCAAACCCAACUGUUUGCUUCUUGUUCUGUUGAUGUUUGUUCCCCCUUACCCUAACUUGCAUCCGUGGCGCUAUACACCCAAACUUCUCACUAAUCCCAACCAGUUGUCUUCUGAGGCGUUUAACCUGACCGCAAGUUUACUUUAACCCCGACCAGUUACCUCUGCUACGUCUAACCAUAAAUCCUAACCCCAACCGCGGAGGUGGUGCCACGGAAUACACAAUUGUAACAGGAGGGGAACAUUAUUUAAGGUUGGAAUAGACUUCGACACAACACUUUUGUAUUCCAUCUGUCGUACGCUCUGAGAGAGAAGAGAGAAUUUUGUUAAUUGACAAUGCAUCUCGGUUGUGCAUCAUACAUUUUUCAGACCGUAGAAGAAAAAAUAAAAUAUUUUAUAAAUGUUGUAAUCGUCCAGCACGGCGUCAUGCAUCACCUGACCAUUUCAGUUACACAGGAAGUCGGUUGGCGAAUUCAACAUGGCAGUUGUCUGCUAGUAGAGGAUGAGUUGUCUUAAGCAAUGAAACAAUCAGGCUUUCUUAAACUAUAAGACAGUUGACCCGUUUCACUUUGUUACUUGCUUUUGACGCUGGUCCGACAUGGCCCAAUGUGUUCAGUCUGUGCUGGAGUUCGUCCAGGAUUCGUUCGUCCCGCUGGUGGCCGUCUUAUGCAGCGAAGAAGCGGAGAGAGUGACUCGCAAGAACAACCUGAAUUUUGCUGAACUGCUGCGGCCUUUCUGCAGACUAACGUCCGAUGGUCACAUCCGGGACCCCAACAACCAGGUGCAGGUCGUGAAGAACCUGCGCAUCUGUGUCAAUAAUGUGGUGACGAGCCCAAGCUCAACGUCGGCUGCGCUCAACCCUGCCCAGCGCCGACUGCUCAAUGAAGUGGUGUUAUCCUGCCAGCCACAAGAGAAUGGUGUGGCCAACGUGAUCACAGCAGGAGACUAUGACCUUCACUACAGUGAUCACUCUCUUAAAGCUAGCACCCCCUGGUACAGUGCCUGGAGAAAAACACUGUUGGAAGUCAGCACCUCCAAGCCCUACACAGCAACCACACCCUGGUUUGAAGCCUACAGGGAGAACUUCCUGCAGUCAAUGCCUGCUUCCGACCAUGAGUUCCUCAAUCACUACCUCGCCUGCCUGCUGGUGGUGUCCUCCACUGAGGCAGUCCCUGUGGAGCAGUUCCUCAAGCUUUCCCAGGAGCAGCACCGGAUUCAGCACAGUGGAGAAUACACUAACCCCAAGUGGUUUAUCCCUAACACACUCAAGUACUACGUCUUACUGCAUGACAUGAGUGACGGGGAUGAACAGAGGGCAGAUACUGUGUAUGAGGAUAUGAAACAAAGGUAUGGUCCUCAGGGCUGCUAUCUGUUGAAAAUGAACUCUCGUACCUUCUCAGCUGAAGAAGAUGAGCAGAUUCCAGACCCCUGGAGUCAGUACCUGCACAGAAAUAACCUGCAUAACCAGGAUAUGCUUGAUGAUCUGGCUCCAACUCUUAAAAGUUCUGUUGUUGAGAACGAUGUCAGUGCAGCUGAACUGGACUGCCACCACUUAACAAAAAAAGAUGGAGUGUUCAACAGCCUGGAAAGCCAUCCUCUCCAGCUGGACUCGGUGAGCAGCUCAGGGAGCCUGCACUCCCUCAGUGCUGUCAACACUGACCCGAAGAAAGGUGCAAGGGAUCCAGAGAGCUUGGUGGGGGUAGCAGGGAGCCAUGGGGCAUGUCUGACACUGAAUGAUCAUGACCACAUCAGACAAUUCAUCCAAGAAUUCACCUUCAGAGGCCUGCUGCCACACAUAGAGAAGAACAUCAGACAACUCAAUGACCAGCUGGUCUCCAGAAAAGGUCUGAGUCGGUCUCUUUUCACUGCGACCAAGAAGUGGUUUGGUGGAGGGAAAGUUCCAGAGAAGAGCAUCAGUGAGCCAAAGAGCACAUGUGGUCUUCUCUAUCCCCCAGAAGCACCUGAACUGCAAAUCAGGAAGAUGGCCGACCUGUGCUUCCUGGUCCAGCACUACGAGCUGGCCUACAGCUGUUACCACACUGCCAAGAAAGACUUUCUGUCAGACCAGGCAAUGCUGUAUGCUGCAGGGGCACUGGAAAUGGCUGCCGUGUCAGCCUUUCUGCAGGCUGGAGCUCCGAGACCGUAUCCAGCACACUACAUGGAUACUGCAAUACAGACAUACAGAGAUGUCUGCAAGAACAUGGUGCUAGCUGAGCGCUGCGCUUUACUCAGUGCUGAGAUACUCAAGAGUCAAGGCAAAUACUCAGAGGCUGCAACUCUCCUCAUUAAGAUGACCAGUGAGGACUCUGACCUGCGCAGUGCUCUACUGUUGGAACAGGCCGCCCACUGCUUCAUUAAUAUGCGUAAUCCCAUGCUGCGCAAGUUUGCCUUCCAUAUGAUCCUGGCUGGUCAUCGUUUCAGCAAAGCAGGACAGAAGAGGCAUGCACUGCGCUGUUACUGCCAAGCCAUGCAGGUGUACAAGGGGAGGGGCUGGUCUUUGGCAGAAGACCAUAUCAACUUCACAAUCGGCCGUCAGUCCUUCACACUUCACCAGCCAGAGAACGCUGUAACAGCUUUCAGACAGAUCCUGACCAAUGACAGCAGGCAAACAGCCACACAGCAGGGGGCCUUUCUCAGAGAGUAUCUCUAUGUUUACAAGAGUGUGACAGGGGGAAAUGAAGUCAGCCUCCCCCAGCUGCCUCUGCCCUGCAUCCACAGCUCAGCCACAAGAGUCUACUUUGGACAUGAACGCCGUCUAGCAGAGGGUAUAAAGCAGGCAGCCACCCAUGUGUCCCUGGACCAAGAGUAUGACCUGGAUUUGGCAGCCAUGUGGUGCAAUCUAGAGGAGCAGCUUGUGGCUGCUGUCAACCGGGGGGUCAUCCCAGGAAACUUCCAGCCUACUCAGUGCUGCCUGAACAACCAGACAGACAAUCUGCACCACCCACUGGCUGUGGUGGAGGAACCAAUCAUAGUGGAGGUGACAUUCAGGAACCCUCUUAAGGUUUCUCUGGCACUGUCCAACCUCUCAUUACUCUGGAGGUUCACUGCCGAUGGUGUGUCUCCAUCUCAGGAGAAGACGACAGAAGAGUUGUCAGGAGAGGCCAUCACCAAUGAAAAGGAUAACCUGGCUCUAGGGAUGACACAGAAAGAUGACAUUGUCACCACUGAGAUUAUCCUGGAGUUUCAUAUGGGUCCAGAGGAGACCAAAAUGGCUCGACUCAGGCUGCUGCCACACAGAACUGGCCAGCUGAACAUUGUGGGUGUGGUGUACAACCUAGCUUCAGCCUCCUCUGGAGAGAUGGCUCCCGGCACUGAAGGCCAGCAGAUGCUGGAUUUAAUGGUGGUUCGUGGCAGACAGGACCUGAAAAUCCAAGGCCCACGACUCAACCAGACCAAAGAGGACAAGAUGUUGGUACGACAUGGACCUGAUCGACGUCUGGAUCCAGUCAUAACACCACCCAUGCCCCUGAUGGAGGUCUUCUUCCUACAGUUUCCGACUGCUCUGCUGUGUGGUGAGAUAAGGAAGGCCUUCGUUGAGUUCUGCAACGUCAGCAGUGUUGCGUUGUGUGGCCUGCGAGUGGUGUCCACACACCCCAAUUUCUUCACCUUUGGCAGUCAGGCCACAACACCCCUCACGCCAGUCAGCCCAACUUCAGCUGAAAACUGUUCUGCCUAUAAAACUUUAGCCACUCCCCCCGGGGCCCAGCCAGGCUCAGUGGUGUCUGAGAUGUUGGUUUCAGCUGAGGAUUUUAGCCAGCUGUCUGGUGUGAUGGAAAUCCCAAUAGAUGGCAGCACACUGCAACCAGGAGAGUCAACCCAGCUGCCUCUCUGGCUCAGAGGACCAGACCAGGAGGGAGUCCACGAAAUCAACUUCCUGUUCUACUAUGAGAGCACAGAGAAAGGAAUCAAAAUCAGUCAUCGGGUGUUGCGUCACACAGUGUUUAUCUGUGCCAGUCGCUCUCUGAGUGUGCAGGCAUCAGCCUGCCGCAGCAGCGUCCCUCCACAUCACAGUCUGGAUGACAAAGGCAGCGGUGGAACACUGGUCUUUAUUGAUGUGGAGAACAUCAAUACGAGUGAAGCUGGUGUGCGUGAGUUCCACAUUGUCCAGGUGUCCAGCAGCAGUCAACAUUGGCGCCUCCAGAAGUGUAUCAACCCAGCCAAGGAUAAAGACUGUAAACUCACUAGCAGAGAGAGAGCCAAGCUGUGUUUCAGGGCCACACGGUGCAAGCCCCACCAAGCCACCUCGGGUGCCGUAAAGAAAUACACCUUUGCAGACCUUAAUCUGGGCAAUGAACGGAUCAUCAGUUCGGCCACACCCUGUGGAGAUUUCUUCUUCCGUUGCUGUCUGUCCUCAGAGUCUCAGCGAGUGGAUGUGGCAUCAGCCAGGACAUCAUCCAGCAGCAAGAGUCAGGGUUCUGUCCCUGCUGUGGAUAGAACUUCUGAUAUCACCAACAUGGUCAAAAAGUGUAAUGAGCUUGACCUCAACAUAAUUGUCAUCUGGAAGGCUUUUGUGAUUGAGGACAACAAACAGCUGAUCCUAGAAGGCCAACUCCAUGUGGCGCUGCAAACCAUCGGCAAAGAGGCCAGUUCUCUGACUCCCAAAGAGGAAGCUCAGGAGAUGGUGCUGUUCAAGUUUAAAUCAGAGCUGCCUCCUCCAGUUGUCCUGCCCUCUGCAGAGCUGUCCCAACUCAUCAAAACCAACCUGCACUACCCAGAGACCUACACACAUCCGUUUCUCCGGGAUAGUCUCUGUGUUGUGCCAGUUACUCUGACUCUGUCCAACUGCUCCUUGGCUCAAGUUGAUGUCAUCAUUGACCUGCGACACAAAAGCACCAGUCCUGAGUCCUUGGAGGUCCACAGCUCGUUCACUUGGGUGGGUCAGACUCAGUACAAGCUGCAGCUGAAGCCUCAGGAAGUGCUGUGCCUGACUCUGCGAGCCUGUUUCCUCCAAGCAGGAGUCUACAACCUUAACACACCGCGAGUCUUCGCCAAGCCGACUGAGCAGGAUGCCAUGUGUGAGACGAGUCAGCAGACUGCUAGUCCUGCUCUCAUCAUCAUCAACAAUGCCUGAACAGAGCAUCCCAGCCUGCUGACAGUAGGACCUGUAUUCUGAGGACACUGAAACCACUGAGAGAGCCCACCAGCUGCUCGUCUACACACAUGACCAAACUUGUUCUUCUUGAUUAAUACUGGACAGAAACACAGAUGUUUUGUACCAAUUAGUAAAUAAAACAAACAGCUACAGUUUAUAGAGAUUGAACCAAUGUUAAAGAUGAAGUGGUUAGACAGUUUAUAGACCUCAGAAUUAUUUUGUUUCAUCUGUCAAUCAUAAUAGAGUUUCACUUCUCUAAUCAACAUGCAGGUUGAGUUUCAUACCAUCCAGCCCUCCACACCUCUGUCCCCACCCACCCUGUUACACCCACCUGUCACCUGCAUCUCAAGCACCCAUGUGUUUGGAACCUGACAAAAGCCAGGUCAUCUGAGAGACAUGUGCUGGUGUUAGACCAGAAUGUUGACUCUGAUCUAAACUUGGUACAGUACCUGGAUUCUGUGGCAAAAACCUUAAAGGAAAGUCAAAGACAAACUGCUGCACUUGUUUUGAACAGGGUGUGUUUCAACGUUGAGCGACACCAUAAGAGUGAUCACAUCACUGGGGUUUCGUUCUCUGUACGUUUCUGCUCUGGUCUUUAGUUCCAGACUGUGUAACAUUGUGGACUGAUGCUGUCCAUCUGUUUUAAUGACUCAAAUCUGAAAAUAUACUGAACUCUGGAGGAUUCAGAUGUGUUAAAUUCCUGAAUGGACUGAGCAGUAGUUUUGAAAUAUCAGUUAUUGUGACACUGUAACAAGAGCUGUUUAUAUCCUUAAUAUUGUACACCUUACCACGCAGUUGUCUUUGCAUUGACUUAUUGAGUUUACAGCUCUGGAGCCUCCAGCAUCUCCUUUAAGUGCUCGACAAGAUGGAGGCCAAAGACUGAACCCUGACUGUCUUACUGCCCAUCCUCUGUGUGAUUUUCACUCAGUACAACAGACUACCAUGUCCUCAUGUGCAUGCAGUUGAUUUUCUAGACUCCAGCCAAUCCAAUCAGCGUCUAACCUGUGUGUUUGACCUCACCAUAUUGUGAUCAAGCUCUUAUAUGCUUUGACUUGACAGCUUUUCUGAAAAUUAUGUAUUAUAUUUAUAUAACAAAUUUGAUGUAAAUAGAAAAUAAAAAUGUAACUAAUGAUACUGUAUGUAGUGUGAGAGACUGUCUGAUGUAUGGGCAGGGAAAAUUUUACAUUUAUAGAUGUUAUAGUGCUGUGACAGUUCCAGGUCUUAUAAAGUAUAUAGAAAUAAAAAACAUACUGCUGUGGAAAAUUUAA
This is a messenger RNA of Thunnus maccoyii (southern bluefin tuna), 7117 nucleotides long. RefSeq names its product trafficking protein particle complex subunit 8 (gene trappc8). Gene Ontology annotation, molecular function: protein binding. Gene Ontology annotation, biological process: protein localization to phagophore assembly site; endoplasmic reticulum to Golgi vesicle-mediated transport. The transcript has 30 exons. The record is from RefSeq and is a predicted model, not a curated record. Gene Ontology annotation, cellular component: phagophore assembly site; TRAPPIII protein complex; cytoplasmic vesicle. Lineage: Eukaryota; Metazoa; Chordata; Actinopteri; Scombriformes; Scombridae. The coding region runs from base 1356 to 5828 and encodes 1490 amino acids.